Molecule: messenger RNA, 918 nt
Organism: Sugiyamaella lignohabitans
Lineage: Eukaryota; Fungi; Ascomycota; Dipodascomycetes; Dipodascales; Trichomonascaceae
Gene: PAC1
Product: Pac1p
Exons: 1
Coding region: 1-918 (305 amino acids)
Biological process (GO): establishment of mitotic spindle orientation; vesicle transport along microtubule; microtubule organizing center organization
Cellular component (GO): cytoplasmic microtubule; nuclear envelope; kinetochore
Molecular function (GO): dynein complex binding; microtubule plus-end binding
Source: RefSeq, a predicted model, not a curated record
AUGAUUAAAAUCUGGGACUGGGAACUUGGCGAACUAGAAAGAACUAUUAAAGCUCAUACCAAGUCUGUUUUGGAUAUUGAUUUCGGUGGGCCAUCGAGAGACGAGAUUCUACUAGCAUCCUGUUCAUCAGAUCUUACCAUUAAAAUCUGGGACCCAUCGAAUGAUUAUUCCAAUGUGCGUACCUUGACAGGUCAUGAUCAUACCAUCUCCAGUGUACGAUUCACUCCCUCAGGUACUCAUUUGAUAUCGGCAUCACGAGACAAGACCAUCCGCAUCUGGGAAGUCAAGAGUGGCUAUUCCAUCAAAACUAUCCAUGGUCAUUCGGAGUGGGUUCGAAGCAUAAGCGUGUCAUUAGACGGCAAUUAUAUCCUGUCAGGAGGAAUAGAUCAAUCUGCGAGAAUCUCUAGCUUCAGCACUGGUGAAGGUAAACUACAAUUUAUUGGUCACGACCACGUUAUUGAGCAUGUUGUAUUUGCUCCAAAGUCUGCGUACCCUUACUUAGCAGCUCUCGAAGGGCUGGAACAGCCUGUUACUUCGAUUUAUUCGCCAUCGUUCGAAUACGUCGCGACUGCUUCUCGAGACAAGACCAUCAAGAUAUGGAACUCUCGACAAGAGCUCAUUGCAACUCUAGUGGGUCAUGAGAACUGGGUACGAGCCAUAGAAUUCCAUCCGGGUGGUAAAUACCUGCUUAGUGUGUCAGACGACAAAAGCAUUCGGUGUUGGGAUCUGAGUCAGCAGGGUCGGUGUGUAAAAACAAUUCAAGAGGCCCAUCACCAUUUUGUAAGCUGUAUAAAAUGGGCCCCACCAGCGGCAUCGGUUGACGAGGAUCCUGCGACGUCUACCAACUUAGAUUUAAAGAACAUGAGGGGAUUAAUAGCAACUGGUAGUGUAGAUUUAGAAAUAAAGGUGUGGACGUGA